Molecule: messenger RNA, 2133 nt
Organism: Phanerochaete carnosa HHB-10118-sp
Lineage: Eukaryota; Fungi; Basidiomycota; Agaricomycetes; Polyporales; Phanerochaetaceae
Exons: 11
Coding region: 1295-2089 (264 amino acids)
Molecular function (GO): oxidoreductase activity, acting on NAD(P)H
Source: RefSeq, a predicted model, not a curated record
GUCAUGAGCAUAUUGCGACCCUUCAGAGCGACUGAUUUGUUCAAGUUCAACAACAUCAAUUUGGACAUCUGGACAGAAACCUAUGGAAUCAGCUUCUACUUAAACUACCUUGCGAGAUGGCCCGACCUCUGCUCCGCGCAGGAGGCACCCAACGGUCGCAUGAUGGGCUACAUCCUUGGCAAAGCCGAAGGCCAGAGUUUGGAAUGGCAUGGGCACAUCACAGCCCUCACAGUAGCACCAGAGUAUCGCCGUCUCGGUCUCGCGCGCAAAAUGAUCGACCUGCUUGAGCUCGUGUCGGACAAGACCUACCGGGGAUACUUUGUUGACCUCUACGUGCGGUGUACGAAUAAUGUCGCAAUUGGGAUGUACGAAAGGCUUGGGUAUAGCGUGUAUAGAAGAGUGAGGGAGUACUAUGGCAGUCUAGGGAUGGGAAGAGCGGCGAAGGACGAAGAGGAUGCGUUCGACAUGCGCAAACCUCUUUCGCGAGACCCUGGGCGCCGUUCAGUCAGAGCAAACGGCCGAGAGUUCAUCGUCAGUGCACAUGAUGCACCAUAAGUACUUCAGUGUCCGUUAGAUUUGUUUCUAUUUCUGAACACGUAGUAGCGCUUUGCCGUGCACCGCCGUAGGCGUUGAAUAUUCAUGUUGAAUACUGACUGCGGAGGCAUUGGGGUUGUGGAGCUGGAUGCGACUCGUUCAGCGGUUCACCGUCGUUCACGCUUAGCGCUCACAAGGCCGAUGAGCCGCCCUGUAUCUCGCUCCAGAUCUAGGUCGGAGCAUCAGUCACUCAAAGUGGCCUACUGUAUCGUUUUGCUGUCGUCUUGCAACUGGCUGUAACGGCCCCGCCGACGCCGGUCGGACCUAAAUCUCUCGCUCGGGCUUGCGGUAACCAACUCGGGCUCGUCCGAUCCCAGAUCGCCGAGAUCACGGCUAUGGACGGGAAUCACGGGUUAGGCCAGGAUGCCUCCUGCUACACAAGAUCGAGAACUGUCUCACGUCGUGACUCAGCCUCGCUCGCAAAAAUUCAAGGUAUAAAUGUGUAGUAAAGAAGUGUCUUUUCUUGCUUGAACGUCUAGGCAAGUUCGGCCUCGGAAGUAGCAGCAUACCUUCACCAGAGCCUGGCGAGAUUCUUGUCGAAAUACAGGCAACAGCUCUUAACCCGGUCGACUGGAAGAUCCAAGAUCAUGACUUCGCCGGAAUCAUUAAGGACUACCCCGCUGUACUUGGGACCGACUGCGCUGGUAUUGUGAAGGCGGUUGGCGAAGGUGUCACCAGGUUCACUGUCGGCGACAGGACGAUGCACCAAGGAUUCUUCACCAGCCGCAAAGCAACAUUUCAACAGUACACUACAGUGCCUGAAGAGCUGGCUGCAAAGAUUCCACUGAACCUCACUUUCGACCAGGCGUCCACCAUUCCGCUUACGAUGGCUACCGCUGCCAUUGGACUUUACAACAAACAUAUCGAGCCCUAUGGCGGCUGCGGAUUGUAUCCACCAUGGGAAGAGGGUGGGAGAGACAAGUACCACGGACAGCCCCUUUUCGUGACAGGCGGGUCAUCGUCGCUCGGACAACAUGUUAUCCAGUUCGCUAAGAUAUCUGGAUUUUCGCCUAUUAUCACCACCGCCUCGAAACGCAACGAAGACUACCUCAAGUCCCUCGGCGCGACUCAUGUCAUUGACCGGUCCAUCCCGCACUCUGAUAUCCUUACGGCCAUAGAGCAGAUUACUAGCACGCCGGUGAUGGUCGCAUACGACGCUAUAUCGGACGCCGACACGCAGAAUCUCUGUUACGAAGUCGUUGCGCCCGGCGGGCAGGUCGUCAUUGGGCUCCCACCAGCGAUCGAGACAUCAAAGCUGACAUCGGGGAAGAGGAUCGUACAGGUCUUCGGGAGCGCGCACGUCCCGGAACAGAGACCGGUGGGCAUUAGUCUGUACCAGAAAGUGACAGAGCUGGUGGCGAACGGCGAUAUCAAGCCAAACAAUGUAGAAGUGCUUCCCAACGGUCUUUUGGGCAUCCCUGACGGCUUAGAGAGGUUGAAGAGUGGACAGGUCAGCGCGAACAAGCUUGUGGCACGUCCGCAGGAGACGCCGUAAGGACGACAAAGCAUGUAAUCUGUAAACUAAAUCUCAUACAAGAC